Molecule: messenger RNA, 2202 nt
Organism: Arabidopsis thaliana (thale cress)
Lineage: Eukaryota; Viridiplantae; Streptophyta; Magnoliopsida; Brassicales; Brassicaceae
Product: Zinc finger C-x8-C-x5-C-x3-H type family protein
Exons: 4
Coding region: 332-1897 (521 amino acids)
Molecular function (GO): metal ion binding
Source: RefSeq, marked reviewed
AACAAAAUCCACCGUGUACUAAAAAGAAAAAGAAAAUAGAAGAGACAGUUGUUAGGGUUUUCUCAUCAAUCAAUCAAUCAUCAUCAUCACCCAAAUCCUUCCGCCGACGUCUCUUUCUUGUUUCCGUUUUCUCUCUCCGAUCUCUGACUCAUCCAUCGUAUUGACCAAUUCCCUAAUCAAAAUCCUUCGAAUCUCAAUUUGCUUCGUUAAGAAAUCUGUAGAUCUAGCAGAAAAAAUUCAUAUUUGAUCUGAAUCUGAUAAAAAAACGAUCACCGGUUGAAUCAAAAAGAAUCGAAUUUUGUUUUCACUGGUUUGUUUCUUUGAGAUUUAUAUGAAUAAUAUGAAGAGAUCGAAGAAACCCAGAGUUUCAUGGCCACCAGGUCCUAAGCUUUGUCAGGUUAAGGUUUUUCGAACAGAGGACAGUCCUGCCAAUGUAGCCUCUCAGCCUCAACGUCAUAGCUACCCAUCUAGGAAACCUCGAGGGCCAGAUCUUCCACCUGGUUUUGAAGGAAAUCACUAUGCAGUUAAGCCUAAUGUUUCAAACAUUCCUCGCAUCAAAUGGAAACGACCUCCUCCCAAGUUCUCUGUCAAUGAUACUUGGCUGGUUGGAUGUGGUGGCGGGAGCUCAGAAUGGCAAAAUGAAAACUUGAGGAUUUCAAAAGUGCUGGAAGCUAUCUAUCCUCAUCGCUCUGCCAUCCCUUCUCGACCCUCUGUUUCACCGGCUGUGGAAGCUGAAUGCUUUGAUGACAGCAAAACUCCUGCCAUUCGUCUCACUCCUAUUGAAGACGAGAGUGAAUCUUCUUCAGAGGAGUCAUCCAACAGUAAGGUUGAAUCAGGUGUUACCGCAAACAAGCAGGGUCAGUUGGAGACCAAACCUCUAUGUUCAACCCAAGAACAGGUUUCUGGUCUUACUGGUCUUGCACCAGACUUGAGUCUGGCUGCUUCUGCAGCUCUGACUGCACUGAUGAAAACCAAGGAACAAGGGAGUUUGGUCGAUACUGAGCUACUUAUCAAGUUCCUCAGCGACCCAAAAUUAAUCAAGAAUCUUAUCACUGACACAUCAGGUAAAUCCUCUGAAACUAAGAAUCAGCCCAUUGUCACUAACAUCAACUCUGCUACUAGACCUGUUCCGCAGCCUGUCAGUGCUGUCACCGCCUCACCCAUGGCUAGAAAGCCGCAGCCAGUGAUAAUACCUCAAGAACACAGUGUUGCAGUUUCUCGGUCUUUUACUAACCCUGAGAGGCGAGUAUCACCUCCCAAGCCUGUAAAUGGAAGCAUAUCCCCACCUAAGCCUAUAACUGGAAAACCAUCUAGUAUACCAAUGCCCGUUCAUUUCCAUGUCGGUAUAGCUAAAGAACAACCUCAGCCUGCUCGGUUCCCAUCGAGUUCUCUGCCAAUGAACCUUAACUUCCACCGACCUCCAAAUGUUUUCUCAGAACCAAAGGUAAUAGUAAAUCCUCAACCCCAACACCAACCCUAUUCCGCAUUCCGUACAUCUGAAAUGAACUAUGUUCAAUCAUCAAUUGGACUUGGAAGGGGUCCUCAAACCGGUUUCAAUUCUUAUCCAAUGAACUUUAGCCGGGCAGAUGCAAUUGGUAGCGCUAAACCAGUAGUACAACCUAUGAAGGGUCUAGACUAUUUCAAAAACCUUAUAAGGGAACAUGGCACAGAUAAUCAUGAAACUAACCAAUACCAUUCACAAACUGGAAUAUUCAACGGACGCAUUGAUAAUAAUAAUAAGAUUCAUCAACAAUGUAUCUACUUUGGCACUGCGAAUGGAUGUAAUAUGGGAGACAGUUGCACCUAUGUUCAUGACCGGUAUAGGCCCAACUUUGAGGCCGCGGCUCCGAGGGCUAAGAGAAUGAAGUUUGGAAGGUAUGAGAGAAAUGGUUUUUGAACAUAAAAAAAAAAAUAGAGUUCACUUUUAUAGUCUUGUCUAUCACUGGUUAAGGAACAAAACCUGAGGUGAUACAACUUUCAAUUUUGAUCAAUUUGUGCGCACCAAUUUUAAUUCAUUUAACAAAGUUAUUUGUUUAGAGCACCAGUUUAAUGACACCAGUUUAAGAGGUCGAGAAAGCCGGACAAUAUUAAUUUAAAUCAUGAUUUCAAAACUAAUCUGCGUAAUUAAUUUGUAGUAAACUAUGUCCGGUCUUUUAAAACAAACGAUUAACGGAGUUGAGUUUUGUAAUCGCUUAAAAAAAC